UUUCUAAAAUGGCGUCCACCAGGUGGCGCACUGAGUCGUCAGGUCCAGGUAACUGUCAAAGUGCUUAUCUUUACUAUGAAUAGUGAACGAUUUUAGUGGUUUUUUUAUUUUAUAAUUAAAGCACUGCAUUAUUGUUUUACUAUUGAGGUUGAGUAAAUAAAAAAAACUAAAUCAUAUUGUGUUAACAAAUUUUUCAACAAGCUUUUCCUUAGUACCAGUGACUUUUGCACCCUCUCUCUUAGCUCAAUUUUUAGUUCGGAAACCUUAUUCUGACCGUAGUCCAUAAUAAAAUCAAUAACACUUCCAAUAUAACAGAAUUUCAAUAAACAAUAAGUUCGGCACCUACAAUUCCAUACUAUUUGACAGCUGUUUGGACCAGACGCAUACGUGGCGCCACCCGGUGGCAGAAAAAAUUUCAAAAACCCUCAUUGGUGAGAUUUGACGUGUUUCGUUCGUGUUUGAUGCGCGCAUUGUUUUUUAAAGUAAAAGGACAUUUAUUCCGUCUUUAACUUCGUUCAGUGGCUGUGUCUUUUGCAAAACCAAUAUACAUUGAAACUAAAACCAUUCUUUUUAAAUUUAUGAAUGUAUUGUUAAGUGCAUAAAAAGUAUCAUUAUAUUAUUUGUAUCGUGUUCUUUGUUUCUUUUACGAUUCAUCGACGUAAUAGUCCAAAAUGCCUAUAUUAUUCAGUGUUGUUGCCCGAGGCACAGUGGUUUUAGCGAAAUUUGCAACAUGUGCGGGAAAUUUUACGGAAGUUACGGAACAACUGCUUUCCAAGAUACCGCCCCAUGAUGAUAAGUUGACAUACUCUCAUGGAAAUUAUCUGUUCCACUACAUUGCGGAAAACAAAUUGGUUUAUUUCUGUAUCACCGAUGAUAAAUUCCAACGUUCGAGAGCAUUCUUAUUCCUCAAUGAGAUCAAAAGACGAUUUACGACGGCGUUCGGUGACACGGCUCAGACAGCUAUCCCUUACGCUAUGAAUGGAGAGUUUGCACGAGUUCUGGAAACAGAGAUGAAACAUUACAGUGACUCCAAAGAUCUUGACACCAUAUCAAGGGUUCACGGAGAGUUAGAUGAACUCAAGAAUAUCAUGGUCAAAAAUAUAGAUAACAUGGCAAUGCGCGGCGAGAAAUUAGAAUUACUAGUGAAUAAGGCUGACAAUUUAGCGACAGGCUCCGUCUCAUACCGAACAACAUCAAGAACCCUGCAGAGGUCGCUAUUUUGGAAAAACGUGAAGAUGUACGUGAUAAUGGCGGGAGUCGCGGCUGUCGCGGUGUAUCUCAUCGGCGCCAUGGCUUGCGGUGGCCUCAAGUGGAGCAACUGUGUCGCCUAAACAGGCAAUUAUUACUGCAGAUAUCAAAUAUCAUCACUGAUAAACUUAAUACCGUUUUAUGAGACAAUUUUGACGUAUGGAUUGUUCUACGCGUGACGGUUCAAGCAUCAAUGACCAUAAAUAAAUGACUAAACAUGGGCGAUAAUAAUACACUUUAGAAGUUUUGAUAGGUGAUUUAAAUUAUUUUUUAGUUCAUUGAUACUUUGGCUACAUUUAGUUGUAAAAAAAUGACUUGAAAACUUUUUUUAUUCAUCAUUAAUUAUUCCAUGCAAGGUUGCAUAUUGUUAAAUAAAAAUCAAGAAAUAUCACAGGAAAAAUGUUUGGAACAUGAUUUAUCAAACUAAAAAGAUUUAUAAUUUUAAUUCGAAAACUACAUGAUCGGUCUUCUAGUGAUUUAAUAAAAUAUAUUAUUUAAAAUAUUCAAGAAUGUCUAAAUAGCUGAAACCAGUAUACAAAACUGGUUGCUUUUUUAACAUUAUGUAAUAUGAACUUCAUAGUAUCCUUAAUAUUACAUUUUAUGUAAAACUGACAGAAAUUAAAAUAGCUUGUGGGAUAUGAAUUGGAUUUACAUGACAAUUAACAUAGUUUAAAAUAAAUCAAAUUGUAUCAGAUAUGAGAGAUCUAAAGAUAGAUUAAUACUUUAGUCCUCUUCUGAGCGUUGAAAACUACCUGAGCUGAUUAUUAGCUCCUUUUUCGCUUCGUAGUGUAAAUAUUUCGACCAAUUAAGGCGUGUUUAAAUAUUCAUUAUGUGACAUUUAAAACCAUACUAUCACAUAAAACAUCUGUUCCAAUAAUGUAUUAUUUAUUUAAAUAUAUUAAAAUAAAAGGUCCCAUUUAAUACCUGCUUAGCAAUUUUCGCGACCAAAAUAUGCUUUAUCAUGUCUGUUAUCUAGAUAAAAUUAUUUUAUUCUUCGCAAAAUCUACCUGGACGUCAUAUUAUUUGUCUCAUAAACCCUUAUUAAGUGACACGUUAAAAUAGAUUGAAGAAAGUGAUUCAAAUAUCGUUUGCCGUCAGUCGAUUCUGAGUUGACUAACUAGCUUUAAAAAAUACGUAAAGCAAAAACGAGCUGCAAGAUCCAAAGUUUGAAUUAGUUCCAAUCAUGUUGAACUAAUUUGAUUAUAAAAUAAACUUUUGGAUUGAAUUUUGUUGAAAGGGUCGAACUUUUUAUUCCGAAAUGAAAAAUUUCAUCGUCAUUUAAUAUCUUUGGCAGUCGUUACGGGUAGACAGAAGCCGGUAAGUCUGACAACCAGUAACUUGGCUGCGGAGAUGAGAUAUAGCAGUCGCUCCCUGUAAAACACUGGUACUCAGCUGCAUCUUGUUAGACUGGAAGCCGACCCCAACAUAGGCAACAUAGUCGGGGCUAGGCAGAUGAUGACAAUUUUAAUCGUAUUGGAAUAAAACUGUGCCAAUUGUUAAGAUAAUUAAUUUUCCUGUGCGUUACACUACGUUUCAAAUAAAAGGGGUCUUGCAAGUCACUGUUACUUGAAUGCACGCCAGUGUUAGAAGUUGAAGUAUUAAAAUUAUAUGUUUUUGGGAAUUCACGUGUUUCAGAAAUCGCUUAAGUAGUGAUAUUUCGAAAUUCACAGACUAGUUUCGGAUUCCGGAACUCAGAUAAUAUCGAAACAUUUUGUAGAUGAAACCUGUCCCUUUAGUAAUUUCGAGUUUCACAAUCGUUACUUAAUAAAUAAACAAAUAAAAAUAGUUUAAAUGUUUGAUUAAUUAGCUACGACAUGGGCUUAUUUUGUCUCAAUUUGUAUUUUAUUAUUUUUAUUAAUUUACACGUUUGUAGGAUAAGAUCAUACCAAAAUACAAUAAAUCCAGUAAUUCAGUUUUAAUACCAUAAUAAUAUUGGUCAAUUGUUUGUUGAAAUUUUUAAUAGGAUUGGAAUAUUGUGCUUAAUUAACUAGAUUGAGUAUUUGCCGCUUAAUUUAUCUUAAACAUAGGGUUGACAAAAUGUUCCAAAUUAUUUAAAGUAAGUUACACAUAUUUAUUACUUGUUUUAUUAAAAUGUAGUUAAAUAAUGAACUUAAUUAUUAUUCACGAGAAAAUUAUUUGGGACUUAAAACAACCCUAAAAGAUUUAGUUCCAACAGAACAAUAAUUAAAAUGACAAAAACGUUACUUGCAUCGCAUUCAGAACGAUGUAUCACAUGCGUUUAAUUAAAAUAAUAUGUAGAAGAUCUAAUUAUAAAGCAUGUACUUGUACCUAUAUAAUAGUUUGUAAACUUACCUACGUUCCAUAUACUUCACCAAACAUGUAAACAAUUAUUGUUUUAAUAAAGACUAAAAGUAUUGUGAUAUUGAGUGUAUAAUUGAAUUAUGUAAGUAUAAUCACUUGUUUCAUAUGUAUAGAAAGUAUGUUAUAAACUUGUAUAGGUUA
Messenger RNA from Helicoverpa armigera (cotton bollworm), 3711 nucleotides. It is a transcript of the gene Vamp7, whose product is annotated as Vesicle-associated membrane protein 7. NCBI's taxonomy places the organism in Eukaryota, Metazoa, Arthropoda, Insecta, Lepidoptera, Noctuidae. The transcript has 4 exons. Gene Ontology annotation, cellular component: SNARE complex; membrane. The record is from RefSeq and is a predicted model, not a curated record. Gene Ontology annotation, molecular function: SNAP receptor activity; SNARE binding. The coding region runs from base 672 to 1331 and encodes 219 amino acids. Gene Ontology annotation, biological process: vesicle fusion; exocytosis.